CGUGUGGCCAGCUGUGUGUGUUCAGGUGCGGACACUCGUACCACGAACGCUGUAUGGACGUCACUACAACUCGCACCUGCCAUAUAUGUGCCUCUUACCUGCCUACUCGACAAGAACAAGUCACUCCUCGCGCCCCAGCCUCGACUUCAAUAAAUGAAACAAAGCAGACAUUGAAUGAAGACUUGAAGACUGGCGAGCUGACCGCAAAGCAGCGCGAGGCCGUGGGCAAGUUCAACGACUUGGCUGAGCGUGGAUGUCGAGUGACGUUGCUGGCAGAGCUCGCCGCUCAGCGUCAGGCACCUGACGCAGCGUAUGGCAGUGAAGUCGAGUCCUCAGCGCUCCAUAUCAAUUGGCUCUCUAAUAAGUUCCCUUUGAGGCUCGCACCUCCUCCACUGCACUAGCGACUGAGGCGCACCUUUCGCUUUAAUAACAAGUCUUUAUUUAUAUGCGGCGAUACGCCACCAAUGGCAGAAAAUAAAUAUACGAACUACACUAAUUUUUAUGUACAUACUGAAUGUACCAUGAGAAGUUAUUAUCAUUCAUAUUAAACCUGCGUCUUAUUAGUAUGCGACUCACUCUGUAUGUACCUACAUACUGAAUGGACCGUGAGAAGUCAUUGUCAUUCAUACGAGUCCUGCGUCUUAUUAGUAUGCGAAUUCGAAGCAGGUCUUUGGAAAUAUCGAUUCAAUUAUUUUUAAUAUUUAAUUUUCUGACUGGAACUCGUAAAAUGACUCCAAUGUUAUUUUUCGUCCUCUCACAGAUUGUUGCGGUAACUUUAGAUAAGUAUGUGUUAUUUAUUGCGUAUAGAAUAAAGAAUUUGUACGUAGACAAAUACCUUAUUGAUUUUCUCUAUCAUUCAGGUUUUAUUUAAUCUCAGGCCUUCAAUGAAGAGGUACGUUAUUGAAAUUCCUCUUUCUGCAGCAAGUUGUUUACCAAUUCAUCAUCGUCAUGAAUAAUGAAUCUUCAUUAAUCAUCCUGAGUGUGGAAAUGUAAUGCCAUGAAUAAUAAUCUAAAGACAUUUAUAUUCUCUCAGACUUACAUAAUCUGUGCCCAUUAUUUUAAAAUUUUUACCGAAGAAUGUAAUUAAAUUAAUGAAUCACUCGAUUCAUUAUUCGAUGGACGUGUCGGUAGUUUACUCCUCUUGUGACAGGACCAACAAAAUGACAUCACAAGAAGGAAGGUCUGAUUUGGCGGUUGCGGGCGCGCAUAUUAGAUAUCACCCGAAUUUCAGCUUGCCGAGCAACGUAAAAUUUGCUACCGUGCCUUUCAAGACGAAGUAACAAUUCAGUUAGUCACGGUUUUUCUCCUCUAACUAAUGGGUGCUUGAGCAGCAUUACGUCAAUUAUCUAUCGCUUGCGGUCGCGUGAAUUUCAAGUAUAAAAACGACAAAGUAGGGAAAUGAAACGAGACGCUCUUAAGGCAUGAGUUGCGAGAUCUUAUGAACGAAACACCAAUCGAAGAGCUUAGUUCUUAACAAAUACGGCCAACGACUCCUCGGUCCUCAUCUAGGUAUUAACGGAUUAGAAACCUGAGACAGCAUCAAGAUCUAAGAAAAAAUACUGGAUUCGCUUCAGCCAAUUACUUAAUUUAUAGAAAUUGAACUACCUUUUGACUAUUACUUAGGUUCUAACGUUAGAUACUUAGUGAUGAUAAAAGUGCCAGCGCAAAAAUUCAAACAAAAUUGCCAGGAAUGCUACAAAAGCUCCACGAAUAAGCCGACCAGAAAAUCUUGCAGCGAUGCAGGUAAAGCUAGCAGAUAUUUGUACCAAGUUAAAGAAUCACCUGGAGAACGAACAUGGCUAUGACUGCUAACUCGAGGUUACCAUUCAUCGGCUUUAACAUCAGACUCCUCGUUUUCUUUGCUUUCCCUUUCUUCAGCUUUGUUCUCUUCAGAUUCUUCGUCACAAUUAUCUUCCGUCUUUUUCUCCUCAGAUGUUGUGUCCUCCUGUAACAUUACAUGAAAAUUAAGCAAUACAGUCCGAGCAUGUAAGGCUCGGUAAUUAUG
Hyalella azteca is the source of this 2005-nucleotide messenger RNA. RefSeq lists its product as uncharacterized. The record is from RefSeq and is a predicted model, not a curated record. The coding region runs from base 54 to 401 and encodes 115 amino acids. The transcript has 3 exons. Lineage: Eukaryota; Metazoa; Arthropoda; Malacostraca; Amphipoda; Hyalellidae.